UGCGUCAGUCUACAGAGGACCAGACACGCCAAGCAACAGUCUGUCAGUUUGAUAGCCAUUUCACCAGUCUCCCAGCCAGCCACCCAGCAAACGCAAGCAAUCAGUGACACAGUCCACAUCAGCCACUCAGCCACCUCUGUGUCGACCAGCCAUGUGGUUGCUAUGGCUCGCGGCAGUGGCGGCAGUGUCGACAUUGGCGCUCCCAGACACGCCAGACUACCAGAUAUGCGCCAACGGACUCUUCAGCCAGGUGAAACAGAAGUUCGACUCAGACAUGAACGCCUUGGAUGACAAGUUAAUGAACGUCACGUUCCAAAUUGAACAGCUGUGCGCAGGCACACCCAGACCAGCGGUACCUGAAGGCACCCAGGAAGUCUCCGGCUCAAAUCCGAUGCUGACAAUGUUGCAGAAAAUUGAGAUUAUGGAGGAGACACUAAACCAAAUGCAGAGAAAGCUGAACGCAUCAGCAACGAAACCCAAUUUAACUGAGAUGCAGAACUCUGUCGACAGUUCAAUAGAGGCAAGCAAGGUGGAAGUCCAGACAUUGUUGGAAAGUACUGUGAAGAAGCAGGAUGUUAAAGAUAUAUUUAAUGGGGGUAUGAAUGAAGUGGUGAAGGCGCUGGAGCAUUUUGCAAACAAGGACACUGUUCUAGUGACGCUGAAUGGAAGCGUGUACAAGAUGGAAACGGAUUUCGUGGAGAGGACUGAACGCUUAGAGGAGAUGGUGACACAGAUUUUAAACUUUACACGUCUCCAUCCACCCUCCACCACUACGCCAUCAGGACCCGUCUACCCCUGCAAGGACUCCACCUUUCCCGGCAGUCCUGGGUAUGACGUGUGUCAGGCAGCCGUGCGGUUCAACAGAUGCCGCCUGCAGACCGUGGCCUACCACUGUUGCCACACGUGCACCUCUCACAACAAACUGCCGGAGAUGGGGCCGUGGCGCUACGAGAACGCCAGCAGAGUUGUAAACACCCUUGAUGUGUUGAGAUUCUUUACCCUGUGAUGGAGCGGUGGUAGAGUUAAUGUUGUGUCUUCCUGGCUGGUUUCUUCGUCAGGAGGAUCUUGUUUCCUUCCCAGACGUGUCCCAAAGUGGUUCCUUACACUUUUGUGGGAACGUAAGAGGACCCGCAGUGGGGAGGGGAAGGAAGAGCUAGCAGUGUGUAUUGUAAUCAAAAUAUCAAAUAUUUCCCUGCUUACUGGACAUAAUAAACUGAAAACAAAA
This is a messenger RNA of Scylla paramamosain (green mud crab), 1225 nucleotides long. RefSeq lists its product as uncharacterized. The coding region runs from base 152 to 1006 and encodes 284 amino acids. Lineage: Eukaryota; Metazoa; Arthropoda; Malacostraca; Decapoda; Portunidae. The transcript is spliced from 3 exons. The record is from RefSeq and is a predicted model, not a curated record.